This is a messenger RNA of Branchiostoma floridae (Florida lancelet), 1488 nucleotides long. RefSeq names its product diamine acetyltransferase 2-like. The transcript has 7 exons. The coding region runs from base 53 to 688 and encodes 211 amino acids. NCBI's taxonomy places the organism in Eukaryota, Metazoa, Chordata, Leptocardii, Amphioxiformes, Branchiostomatidae. Gene Ontology annotation, molecular function: N-acetyltransferase activity. The record is from RefSeq and is a predicted model, not a curated record.
UUAAUAUGGCCAGAAAGUCAGUUUUAUACCAAUACUACUGUAAUGUAUUUUGAUGCGGUGCCAAUUGGCAAAGUUGUUCACUCUGCACUUUUCAACACUCGUGGUCACGCCUACGUGCUCUAUAACACGUUGUAAGCUUGAAGCAGCCAUGUCAGACUUCCGGAUCAGAGACCUCCAACCAGAGGACUGUAGGGAGCUGGUCAACAUGAUCAAGGAGUUGGCAGAGUUCGAAGGACUUCCAGAGCAAGUCAAGAUCACAGAAGAGACAUUAAGGAGAGAUGGGUUUGGUGACCGCCCUUUUUACCACUGUUUGAUUGCUGAGGUUCGUAAUAAAGACAGUCAAGAUGGGCCCUGGUUGACAGUGGGCUAUGCUAUGUACUUCUACAGUUAUGGUACCUGGGUAGGACGGAUGAUCUACUUAGAAGACCUGUACAUCAAACCACAGUAUAGAGGCAAAGGUAUAGGGACUUCCAUGAUGACAAAAGUUGCUCAGAUUGGAGUAGAGAAUGAAUGUCAGCGGAUGCAGUGGGUGGUUCUAAACUGGAACCAGGGGGCGAUCGACUUCUACAAGAAACACGACAGCAUUGACCUAACCAGCGACGAGAAGUGGCAUCUGUUUCGUAUGGAGCGGGAAGAGCUGCGAAAAUUCGCGACGCUCCACGAUCAAACUGUCGUUAAAGGCUGUUAACAAAUGUAAUGUUAUAGUGAAAAGGUUUAAACUUUGUUCCAACACAAUAAGAAGACUCACCAUAAAUUUUCAGUGGAGAACUCCGACCUUCGUCAGAUAGAUGACUCACUGUUCUGAUGUUCCGGAAGUCGUCGGAUGACGUCAGGCAACAGCGAAUCAUAAAUGGCGGGAAGGCAAAACCUGCCACCGUCACGUUUCAGGGAGGUUUGAUGCGCCCUAGUGUAAAUGGCCUCCUUGACACCCCUGACAAAUGUAAUGUUAUAAUUAUCAAGGAAGCUCAUAUGUGUUGUGAGUAAUCAUAGUACAAUGCUGAACUUCCUGGCACGUUUGAGCAAUUGCUGACGACACGUAUCCGCAAGAUCACGUGUUAAUAAGAUCACCUUUACAUAAUUCUUGCGAGUUUUCGUUCUGAAGUGAUUGGUCAUCAGCAUGGAUCCAAAAUAAGGCGACUGUGGUCGUUAAAAAUUUGAUCCGUGUGUACUUUUGCGUUGGAAGAAAGUUUAACAUUGCACUAUAAUAUUAUAAUUGUGCAGGAAGAUUUUAAUUGUAGAUAAAAAUGUAACCGUUACCUAGUUAGGCUCUUUUAGGCCACAUCAAUUAUGGUAUUGGUUCUUGGAAAAUGCCCAUUCUUAUGAGAAAAAAAAAAGAUUCACCACACCUUCCAUUCAGUCAAUUUUUACCCUUAAAUUACUAUGAAACCAUUCAACAACUUUCCAGUAUAGUUAUUGUCCUCAGUGUCUUUAUAAGAUUCUAACAAUGUGGGUACAUUAAUGAUUGCAGUAAGAUUUUUCAUACAUGUA